Cheilinus undulatus (humphead wrasse) is the source of this 3861-nucleotide messenger RNA. RefSeq names its product katanin p60 subunit A-like 1 (gene katnal1). The transcript has 11 exons. Bases 79 to 1566 code for a protein of 495 amino acids. Lineage: Eukaryota; Metazoa; Chordata; Actinopteri; Labriformes; Labridae. Gene Ontology annotation, biological process: microtubule severing. Gene Ontology annotation, molecular function: ATP hydrolysis activity; microtubule severing ATPase activity; ATP binding. The record is from RefSeq and is a predicted model, not a curated record. Gene Ontology annotation, cellular component: microtubule cytoskeleton.
CAUGGUAACACUUCCCUCAAUACUGGACCUCUGAUUCAAAAAGACAAACAAGUGCUUUUCAUACAGCUGUUUUUCAGCAUGAAUUUGGCUGACAUAUGUGACAACGCCAAGAAGGGUCGUGAGUAUGCUUUACUGGGGAACUAUGACUCUUCAGUUGUGUACUACCAGGGAGUCAUUCAACAGAUCCUCAAGCACUGCCAGUCCCUCAGAGACCCGGCACUUAAAGUCAAAUGGCAACAGGUAAGGCAGGAACUUACUGAAGAGUACGAGCAGGUGAAAGGCAUCAUGGCAACGCUGGAGAGCUUUAAGUCGGAGAAGCCAGUUGACAUUCUGGCCCCUCAGAAUGAGGAGAGACCUGAGGAUCCAGCAGUUUGGCCCCCUCCUACCCCUGCAGAGCACAGUGUUGGUUUCUGUAGGAAUCCUGUUCCAGUGAAGCGACCCAGCAGUGCAGUAAAGCAGCAGAGAAAGGAGUCUCCUGCUCUACAGCAUCGAGGAGCAGGACCUGGAGGUCGUGGCCAGGCUAACCCAAAAGUAGACCGACCAGGGUCCAGGGAUGCACGGGGUCCAAAGGGCAAGGAUGAUAAGGGAAAGAAAGGAGGUGGAGACGUUUCAGGGGAUGCAGAGCAGAAAAAGUUUGAUGGUACAGGAUACGACAGCGACCUGGUGGACUCACUGGAGAGAGAUAUUGUGUCCCGUAACCCAAACAUCCACUGGGAUGACAUCGCUGAUCUGGAGGAUGCUAAGAAGCUGCUGAGAGAAGCUGUAGUUUUGCCCAUGUGGAUGCCUGACUUCUUUAAGGGCAUACGUCGACCCUGGAAGGGUGUGUUAAUGGUGGGCCCUCCAGGGACAGGAAAGACCAUGUUAGCCAAAGCUGUGGCCACAGAAUGUGGGACUACUUUCUUUAACGUGUCCUCCUCCACCCUUACCUCCAAAUACAGAGGCGAGUCAGAAAAACUGGUCCGGCUGCUGUUUGAAAUGGCCCGGUUUUAUGCACCAACAACCAUCUUCAUAGAUGAGAUCGACUCAAUUUGUGGCAGAAGAGGAACAUCUGAUGAACAUGAAGCCAGCCGCAGGGUUAAAUCAGAGCUUCUGGUUCAAAUGGAUGGUGUUGGAGGAGCUUUGGAGAAUGAUGACCCCUCUAAGAUGGUGAUGGUCCUUGCUGCCACUAACUUUCCCUGGGACAUUGACGAGGCAUUACGACGACGGUUGGAGAAGAGGAUUUACAUUCCACUACCCACAGCUGUGGGUCGUGUGGAGCUUCUUAAGAUCAACCUGAGAGAGGUGGAGCUGGCUGCUGAUGUGAACCUGGACCUCAUUGCUGAGAAGAUUGAGGGAUACUCAGGGGCGGAUAUCACCAACGUCUGCAGGGACGCAGCCAUGAUGGCGAUGCGCCGUCGAAUCCAAGGCCUGACUCCAGAGGAGAUCCGAGCUCUGCCCAAAGAUGAACUGCAGAUGCCAGUGACCAUGGAGGAUUUCACUCUGACGCUCAAGAAGAUCUCCAAGUCUGUCUCUGCUGCUGACCUGGAAAAAUAUGAAGGCUGGAUGGCUGAGUUUGGGUCAGUAUGAAUAAACAGCUCAUUGAAAUCCAAGUGAGGGAAGAACAUUGACUGGAGGAUUUGCAGCUUUGAAAAUGAUGAAGGGGCACUCGGGAAUCUGUGUGAACCAGGAUGUACAGCUCCAAGUUAACAGAGGGGAACAUAUGAACUUUGAGUGGCUUCAGCGUCGUCUUUUCACAUAUUCUGCCCUCAUUAUUUUCUGUGUUGGGACUCAAACAUCCCGCUGCUGACUGACUAACAUGACUUGAGAAUAAACAGGGAACUUUGGAUGUAAAAAGUAGCCUGAUGCACACAGGUAGACCAAGGAAUGCACUAGUUUUAUAUAUAUGGCCUCUUGCAAGAACAUUUUCACAUUGUUAUAAAUUCCCAAAGCUGAUUAAUACAUGUUCUGUCUUUGGGCUUGUGAGAUUUGAUCAUGUGCAUGGCAGCACUUCUCAAAACAAAGCAGGACACUUUUUCUGCCCCAUUUUGGGACAUUUUCCAUUCCAGAACUGUUUUAAGAGCUAAAACUCCCUCAGCUGAACUUCAACACCUGCUGUCAAAAGUAAGCAGCCAAAGCCAUGACAAGUUUAGCAAUGUGAACAGUCUUAUUAGCAGACCAGAAUAAUGGAAAAACCAAAUAGAGCCACCCCUAGCUGAUUGUCAUUGCCUAGCAUCACGCUAUGUAUAGACCCUGAGCUGUUGCUGCAAGAAUUAUCCAAACAAAUACUAACUUAUUUAAGCUGUGAAAAACUGCCAAUGAUGCCAAAUUUUUAAAAAACAAAUAAACAAAAAAAACAGAUUUAGGCAUUUUAACUGAGGUGUUCUCUGCGUGACUUGCGCAGCAGAUCCAGUCAGUGUAUGAAUUUGUUUUGCACUGCAAAAACUCAAACCUUAUCUAGUGUAUUUGUCUAAUUUAAGGUCAAAAAUGUGUAAUUACACUUAUGUGUGCCUUGUUCACCUUACAAAUCCAGAUAAACAUCUUACUCCAACAUCCAUCCACCCAUCUUUCUCUACUCGCCCACGGUUGGGUCCGUUCAUAGCCGGCUAAGCAGGUCACCCCAGAGACCCUUUUCCUGAGCGAGUUUUCUAGCUUUUCUUAGAGGAUUCAAAGGUUCUUCCAGGCCAGAUGAUAUAUCUAAUCCUCCCAGGGAUCUCCUUCCAGUUGGAUGUGGCUGGAUGAUCUCCACAGGGAGGCGCCCAGGAGGUAUCUUGAUCAGAUGCCUGAACCACCUCACUGUCUCCUUUUCAUAUGUAGGAGCAGCGACCUUACCAAAUUGAUCAUUGAUUGAUUGCUAAGGCUGAGCCUGGCUACCCUCCUGAAGAAUCACAAACUGACGGCUUGUAUUUGAGAUCUCACUUGUAAUAAUUAAAAUCAACGCUUCUGUAGUAGCUUUGUUUGACUUCAGUAGGUAUUUUAAGGAUGUUUAUCUGGACUUAUCUGUUGAAUAUGGAUUGUAAUAAGCAUAAUGAAAUAUUUAAUAAGAAAUUCAACAAAUACACUUGAAAAGAUUUGGACUAAUGCAGUGUGUAUCUCUUAAGUACAAGAUAGUUUCACAAGUAACUGAAGAAACAUCUUUUCAUCCUUAGGAUUCUUGCAAGAGGCCCUUCGUCUUAAAGAACUGUAUGUUCCAGCACUUUUAAUGUAAUGUAUCUCCUAUGAGAGCUUGUACUACUGACUGAAAACACUUGAAAACCACAGUGUCUGUUCUAUGUGUUUGUGUUUUCUGUUUUUAACAUUUGUGUUUAGUUGUAGACUUUUUGUGUAAACAGAUGUAGUGGCAUAUCUGUAAGAGACAGUUCACUCUCAUUUCAAAUCAUGCCUCCGUCAUGGCUCCUGUAUUUUAUGUGACCUGUUAAAGCGAUCAACCUGAACUGAGUCAGGUUAUGUCUCAUAUAAAUCACUGUCACUCUUAGGAAAAGACCAAGGAACAGGAUUUAUGUAUUGUUUACUUAAAAUUGACUACACCUUUAACCUAUGUCACUGUUGCUGUAUUAAGCUGCCUCUAGUUUAAAAGGCAAAUAAAAAACGACUUAAAGCCCCGUUCGCUUUGCACCACAAUUUCCCAGGAAUAUUUUGGUAUUCAUUUAAUAAUUCCUGCACUUCAAACUUGUCAUGCAAAUCUUCUUAUCUUCUUAAUAAGUUUUUAAAUUAAGUCUCACCAGAAUCCUACCAUGAUGCCUAGGCUAAUGAAAUGUUCAGUAUAAAAAAAGCCUUCUCCUUCAGCAGCUAGAGUGUGCUCAGUUUUAACAGAGGUAUUUGAUCAACUGAAAUUCAUCCAAGUUGUAUACAAGGGUACACAAGUGGUAUGUCUUGUCAGAAACA